Messenger RNA from Rotaria socialis, 1338 nucleotides. The record is from the annotation of a GenBank genome assembly. Lineage: Eukaryota; Metazoa; Rotifera; Eurotatoria; Philodinida; Philodinidae.
AUGCAAACAUUUAAUGAAUUGCAUGAAUCAAAUACUAAUUCGGAUUCGGAAAAUGAUUCAGCAUUAAUGCAAGAUGCUCAUUCUGAAGUGAUUUCAUCAUCGAUAACAACAAAUGGUUCUUCAUCGUUAAGUGAUGAUGAAAGUUUUUUAAUUAUUUCCAAGACAAAACCUCAAAGAAUUGAAAAAUUUUUAAAUAGAAGAAAUAAACGAAAAUUAAUAAAAUGUGCUAAAAUAACUGGAUUAAUUAAUGAAUUAUAUCGAAAACAAAUAUGGCCUUUAAUACUUAACUCACCAUCUUAUUGUACAGUUGAAUAUGAUAAUAAUAAAAAAUUAUAUUUUUGCCCAAUUGAUUAUUAUUCAGCAGAUAAAGAGCAAAUCGAAUCACAUCGAUACUAUGGACAAGUUAGAAUGGAUGUUGAAAGAACAUUGAAACGAUUUCCACCAAAUUAUUCGGAUUCAGGUAGAAUUGAACUACAAGAGAAACUUAUUGUUGUUGUUAUAAAAAUGUUAAUCAAACAUGAUUAUCUUAAUUAUUAUCAAGGUUAUCAUGAUAUUUGUUUGACAUUUUUACUUGUACUCGGUGCCGAUCUUUGUCUUCCAUUUAUUGAUACCGUAACGAAAUCCCAUUUCAAAGAUUUUAUGGAACCAACGAUGGAAAAAACACGAGAUUUACUAUCAUAUUUAAUGCCACUUAUUAAUUGCACCAAUAGUAAAUGUGCUGAAUACAUGCAACGAGGUGGCGUUGGAAAUGUAAUGUUUGCAUUAUCAUGGUUUAUAACAUGGUAUUCACAUGUAUUAAAUGAUCUUGACGUAAUUCUUCGACUUUAUGACCUAUUUAUUGUUUCCCAUUUUCUUAUGCCGAUAUAUGUAGCUGCUGAAAUUGUCAAUUAUCAUGCUGAUCAAGUUUUAUCGAUCGACUGUGAUAUGCCUUCAUUACAUCAAUAUUUAACACGAUUACCCAGUGAAUUAGAUAGUAAUACAUGGGAAGAAAUUAUAAACAGAUCAUCCCAUCUAUUUCGAAAUCAUCAUCCCGAUACACUUGAUGUAUUAAAUGAUGAAUGGAUUAAAAAAUGUGAGUCCAUUGAUCACUCACCGAUGGAAGUAUCUCUCCGAAGAAGAUAUGGUAAAGAUUCAUUCGAAAAUGACAAUGAUGGUGAAAAAUCUGCGUAUACCAAUGAUCGAAAUGAACAUCAAGGUGCAUUACCACGUAUUGUUUUGUGGGGUGUGACACUAACAAUUAGUGGUUUAGCUAUUUAUAUAUGGAAUCAUACACAACGAACAGAUCCGACUACAUUUAUUAGUCUCGGAGAUUUUCUUGCACAAUUAUAUGGAAAAUAA